GUUUCCGUCUCUACGAAUCUCUCUAUAACAAUCCAUGAUGCAAAAGUGCAGCGAAUUGGGAAAGAAUUCCAUGGCCUGGCAGCACUUCGUUCGCUUUGGUCAGAGCAACCUGAAGGUGAAGAAGGGCCCAGAGGGUCACUAUCUGGAGAGCAGAUGUCGCGAGGAGCUGGAGAAGCGGCUACCUGCGGAGUCCUUCAAGGAACUAAUGGUCUUUGUGGCGAAUUGGCUGAAGCGCCUGGACGAGAAGAAUGGAAUAGUAAGGCCUGCGGAAGAGGAAUCGCCGCAGGAACCGAAGGAUAAGCACUCCGAUAAGGAUGUGCAUGUAGAGAAAGGAGCACCAGAUAAAACACCCGCUGAUCCUUCAGUUGUGGACCUCUGCAGCGACGAGGAAGACGCCUCCGCUGAGCGCUUUUCGGACAAGGAAACCCUGGACUGCGAAUCGGUCAUCUCCAGUUCGUCCCUUGUGAUCCUCGACGAGGAGUUGGGCGAGGUUAACCUGAAGGACUAUGCCGACCAUGUCGAUGGCAAACUGGAUGAGACCUCCCUGAGGAAGCGGAAGAGCAGGGAGGAGGAUAACACUCCUAGUAAGGCCACGAAACAGACCUCGAUGAAGGCAUUCUUGAUUCCCAACGAGCGGGAGACUGAGACCGAUGAGAGUCCCUCUCCCGUCCUCCGGCGAUCCUUGAAAACGUAUGUCAGAAGAUCAAAGAUAGCAGCAAGUGGAGAGAAUCCCGGAAAAGAUGUGCAGACUAGCAGCGAGAAGCGUAGCUCUCUGAUCCUUCGGGAACUUAACCCUGAGGGUAAAACCAAUUUGAAUAGCUCCUCUAAGGAAGAAUCGACGGCUGAAGUGAUAGUUAUCGAAGAUCUGAGCCAAGAAGAUAAGCUGGAACCCCCGAUAGGCGAAAAAUCAAAACCAAAGAAUGUGGCCCUUCAUGAUACGAAACCAAAACCCUCGAUAGAAGAGAAGCUAAACGGAAAAGCCAUGAAAAAUAUAGAAACUCCACCCUGUGUUCCCUUAAAAUGCAACGAAAUUAAGGCAAAAUCAGCAACUGAUGUAAAUUCAAAUGCAUCUAUGAAAUGCGAGACAAAAGUGCCUUUGGGAGAAGCCAAAGAAAACAGUGAACCAAAUGCCAAAAAUGAGGGACAAAAACCGAAUGUUAUUAAACCCGCUGGAGUAAAAACCAUGCCGCUACUGACGGGUUUGCUGCUGGCCGAUCCUCCGCCACAAGAAGAAGCUAACCAAGAUUCCAAUCCAGUAAAUCCGGAAGUACAACCGAAUACGGUGAUUAAUCAAAGAGCAGAACCCAAUGCGAUUAGGAUACGUAAUGACCUAGUUUCCACGCCAAUGGAGGCGAUUCGGGUUCGCACUGAUCUGCUGCAGGAGCAAGUCAAUCCAGUUGCUCCUCCUAAUCCACCAGCUCAACCUUCUAAUCCUCCAGGAGUAGCUGAAAAGCGAAAGUUGCCGACUGUAAAUGAUUGCGAAUCCACUCUGCCCAAAAGGCCAGCUGUGGAUAACUUUAAUCCUGCAAUUACCACCUCCAGAUAUACACCCAGUAUCCCCGUUUCUGCUGCCCCUGUUAAUACCCCCAGAUAUCGGCUAAUUGCUCCUGCGCCCGCUUCAUCAGUUGCCAAUGUCAGAUAUCCACAAUCUACUGCUGCUCCAGCUGCCGCCUCCAGUUAUCCACCAGUGAUUCCCACUGCACCGCUUACCAUGAGCAACUAUCAACCGAAUAGGGCUCCCAUUGCUCCCUUCAACAGGGGAUAUCCACCAACCAACGCUGCGAUUGCUCCACGUAUGAACAACUCCAGUUACCCAGUUAGAUAUCCACCGGAGGUUCCGGCGACUGCAGGAGGUGCCACCAACAAAAGUUAUCCCUUAUUUAGGCCUGUGCUCCCUGGAGCAACUAACACUGUGUGGUACCCUCCACCGGGAUAUCCGCCAGCUGUUCUUGCUCCAGUGACCACCAGCUAUCAACCAGUUUGCCCACCUGUUUCCUGCUCAUCCUCCACUUUUCGAGGACCUAGUACUGUGCCUUCUUCAGCUCCAGGAUCCACCCCUUUAGCGAGAUAUCGUCCACCUAAACCGGCACCUGUUGUCGCUACAAGCUAUCAACCAGUUAUGUCCGCGGUUGUGGGAUCAGCGAAUGCACCUAGAUAUCCUCCCCCUCCUGCAGUUGUGGGAUCAGCGAACACACCUAGAUAUCCUCCUUCUGCACGAAUUGUCGCUACAAGCUAUCAACCAGUUAUGUCCGCGGUUGUGGGAUCAGCGAAUGCGACUAGAUAUCCUCCUCCUCCGCCAGUUGUCACCUCCAUUAAACCUGCGGCACCUGCACCAGUAGCAUCCUCCAGCUAUCAACCAAAUACUCCUGCGGCUCCACAACAAAAUCAAAAUAAAGGGAGCACCGAUUUCUCGAAAGUUAUGGGCAUGUUGGGCCAGGUGGAGCUAUAUGCCUUUGGACAGAAGAAUCAAGAGGCCUUCCACCUCGUCCAUCAGCUACGCUUGAGCAUCCAGAAGGCAGAGGCUGAGGCUCCACAGCGUAAUGUGUAGCUUUUACCAUUAUUAACUAUUUCGAGAGUCUAGUUUUAGGAUAUUAACUAGUUGCAUCGCUAGUUUAUAGA
Molecule: messenger RNA, 2619 nt
Organism: Drosophila takahashii
Lineage: Eukaryota; Metazoa; Arthropoda; Insecta; Diptera; Drosophilidae
Source: RefSeq, a predicted model, not a curated record